UUUUCUGGUUUUUUCCCCACACUUACUCUAGUUAGACUUUUUUGAGGGGGCGAGGGGGAAAGUGAUUCAUGGGGAUCGUUGAAGAAGCUCACAACCUCAAGGUUUUGGGUUCAGGCGACCGACUCAUAGUUUUGGCUCAUGGGUUCGGGACGGACCAGUCGGUGUGGAAGCACUUAGUUCCUCACCUGGUCGACGAUUUCCGUGUGGUUUUAUACGAUAACAUGGGCGCUGGAACUACUAACCCCGAUUACUUUGAUUUCAAUCGUUACGCCACUCUCGAAGGAUACGCUUUUGAUUUGCUCGCUAUUCUCGAAGAACUCCGAUUUGAUUCUUGUAUUUUCGUUGGCCAUUCGGUUUCCGCCAUGGUUGGUGUUAUAGCUUCCAUUUCCCGACCCGAUCUCUUCUCCAAAAUCAUCAUGAUCUCAGCUUCCCCAAGGUAUCUGAAUGACGUGGAUUACUAUGGAGGAUUUGAGCAAGAAGACUUGGACCAACUCUUCGAAGCAAUGGGAUCCAACUACAAAGCCUGGUGUUCUGGUUUUGCGCCACUAGCGGUAGGUGGCGACAUGGAAUCUGUGGCGGUUCAGGAAUUCAGCCGCACCCUCUUCAACAUGAGACCCGACAUAGCCCUCAGCGUGGCUCAGACCAUAUUCCAAAGCGACAUGAGACAAAUCCUCAGCCUUGUCACCGUGCCCUGCCACAUCAUCCAAAGUGUUAAAGACUUGGCUGUCCCCGUCGUCGUCUCUGAAUACUUGCACCAAAACCUAGGCAGCGAAUCCAUAGUCGAAGUCAUGACAUCCGAUGGUCACCUCCCGCAGCUUAGCUCGCCUGAUAUCGUCAUCCCAGUGCUGCUUAAGCACAUUCGUUAUGAUAUCAGUACUGCGUGAAAUUAAGUACUGCGAUUGAUUAUUAAAUAUAUUAAGCAUGUUUUUAAUUUUAAUAAUUUGAAAUGUUAAUCUUAAGUUAUUAUGAAGUUGAUUUCGAUUAGCAAUGCUCAUUCCCUGGCGACUCCGAUCGUUUCUUUUUCUUUUUCGUUUUCAUUUAGUUAGAUUCAGAAUUAUCAGAUCAUUUAUUUGGAAAAUGACGUGUAUGUU
Hibiscus syriacus is the source of this 1091-nucleotide messenger RNA. RefSeq names its product probable esterase KAI2. The record is from RefSeq and is a predicted model, not a curated record. Bases 69 to 884 code for a protein of 271 amino acids. The transcript has 2 exons. NCBI's taxonomy places the organism in Eukaryota, Viridiplantae, Streptophyta, Magnoliopsida, Malvales, Malvaceae. Gene Ontology annotation, biological process: response to karrikin.